UUGGGUUUGACGAUGUCAAAUGCAGAGCAGUUACAGCAGCAGCUGCCCACAGCUGCUUCCAGCGGCUCUAAAUUUACAUCAGAUUGUGAAAAACCCCGCGCCGUGGACCACAUCUACACCAACCAGACGCAUGACAGAAACCCUUUCUAGUUUUCUUCACAGCCAUAUUUCAUGAUCGCUCGACAAGUGAGAUGGAUGUGGGGCAAGUAAAUAGGGGUGGGCUGUAGCAAGAGGAACAGGAAGAGAGAAGACGAAAGAGAGUGAAGGUUUCGACAGAGAUUCGUGGACUUGAGCGUGAGUGACAUGGCUGAGGAGGAGCUGCCACUGCUGCUGGAGCCUCUGGUCAUCACAGAGGAUGGGGACAUAACUGAGGCCGUCCCAGGCGGAGAGGCCACGACCAGAAGCUCGGAUGGCGCGUCUGAAGAAGUCAAGGGCCCAGAAGAUGAAGCGAGGGAAAUCCAUCCUGAGGAGGAACCCGAGAACACAAACGAUGGACAGAAUAGAGAUGAUACUGCAGGUGGAGAGCAGGAAUCCAUGACCAGUGACCCCAGCAACUCAGAGCGGGGAGAUGUGGAGAGAGAGAGGUUAAAUUCCUCUGAGGAACAACUGGAAGGGGCAACGGGCGGAGAAGAAGAGCCCAAAAAGGCUCGCCGGUUAACCCCUGACUUCCCGGAGGCCCUGUACGAGCUGCUCUUCACCCUGCAGGAGGGCCGACGCCUCAACGACCAGCGCUGCUCCUUCAGGCUGGAGGGCGGCAUGAGGAGGAGGAGGUGCCACUCCGAGCCCAACGCCACCAAGCCGACCCACAGAGUCGUCUUCUCCUCCAUGACCUCGCUGCAGAAGGAGGAGUUUUUUGACCUGGUGGCCACGGCACAGGCGCGCCGACUCAACGACCAGCGGGCGCAGCUCGGGAGGUCUCCACCGCCCAAACCCAAAUCCAGGAGUUUCAGAGGAAGCUUGAAACAGCUGUCCUUUGUGAAAAGGCCUGCGCCAGUUCCUGUCCCUAAAGAGGAUCUGUACGACAUGAUUCUGACUACGCAAGCCCAGGGCCGGCUGGAGGACCAGCGCAGCAGAGCUCCCGGACCCAUGGACGACGAGGACUUCUUCUCCCUGCUCCUGCGGGUUCAGAGCGGACGCAUGGACGAGCAGAGGACUGAACUUCCUCGCUUGCUGAAAACCUGAAACCCGAGACAGAAAACAAGUCACAGUGAAGCUACUGAGAGAGCCUAUUGUUUUUUAGAUUUUUUCCAAAUUGUUUUUGCUAUGAUUUCUUGUUUAAGGACGGCUUUUUGUUCACCUUGAUUAACUGUUUCGGGAAACUUCAUCCCACCUAAGCAUUGGUCGGUGUUUAAGUUGUUAAAGGAGACAUAUUAGGACCUUUUUAUUCAAUAUGUGACACAUUUAAGUUAAUGAAAGACAGUGGAAGAUACAGUAACCAGUAAUAGGGGGUUGGGUCAGCCACUUGACUCCGCUGGAGUCUGGAUCUGUGAUGUCAAAGUGCCCUGCUAGUCUCCAGGAGUACAACUUUUCAGACCCAGGUUUCCCCGCUUUCUCAGUUUAAACAC
Molecule: messenger RNA, 1565 nt
Organism: Cololabis saira (Pacific saury)
Lineage: Eukaryota; Metazoa; Chordata; Actinopteri; Beloniformes; Belonidae
Product: G-protein-signaling modulator 1
Exons: 5
Coding region: 304-1182 (292 amino acids)
Biological process (GO): regulation of inflammatory response
Molecular function (GO): GTPase regulator activity; protein binding
Source: RefSeq, a predicted model, not a curated record